Molecule: messenger RNA, 1518 nt
Organism: Thalassophryne amazonica
Lineage: Eukaryota; Metazoa; Chordata; Actinopteri; Batrachoidiformes; Batrachoididae
Product: zona pellucida sperm-binding protein 3-like
Exons: 8
Coding region: 270-1514 (414 amino acids)
Biological process (GO): positive regulation of acrosome reaction; egg coat formation; binding of sperm to zona pellucida
Cellular component (GO): extracellular matrix
Molecular function (GO): acrosin binding
Source: RefSeq, a predicted model, not a curated record
UUUCACUUAAAAUCAGCCUGUUAAUUUAUGUAUGAUGUCGUCCUCAAACAGACAAACUGGGCCAAAAAUAUUUCCCAUGUGGCUCAGUAGAUAACAUCUAUAAUAUGUAGAAUAAAGACUUGAGAAACCUUGUCUCGACAGCAAUUAACACUGAUUUAUUUCCAGCCCUGCAAUCUGCAGAGCAAUUCAGACCACCUGAGUCUGCUGGUGAUAUAAAAACCUUCUUUCAUCCUGUGCAGAUGCUGUAGUUGUUACACUUUGGAGCAAUAAUGGCAUGUGGUAACAGCUCUGCUUGGCUUCUGGUUGCUGUGAUAGUAACAUGUGUCUAUGGUGUCUGGAGUCAUCUUUUCACUGACCAACAUGUUAGUGCUGCUGUUGUUAAACCAUCAGAUAUGUUUGGUCUCAAGAAGCCUGCAUUUGUCAAACGGGAGACCAAACGUAGGCCUUCUGUCCAAAUGGUAAUAUCCCAGCCAGCGUCUCCUGUUGUCUCGGAAGCUAAACCGGAGGUGAUGUCUGAGCAGCGAUGGCAACCGGUACCAGCAGAGAGCGUGUCUGUUCAGUGUAGUGAGACUGGGGUCCAUGUGGAGGUGAAGCAGGAUUUCCUGGGCAAUAACCAACCCAUCCAACUUGUCCAAUUUACUGACCUCACCCUGGGUGACUGUGAGGUGACAGGAGUGGACAUGGACAGUCAGCUGAUCAUCUUUGAUUCUGACCUCCAAGCAUGUGGUAGCCAGUUGACGAUGACCAAAGAUUUCCUCAUCUACACUUUUGCUCUAAGCUAUAAACCAUCAGCACUGCUCAACACGCCCAUAGUGAAGACCAACGAGGCUGUGGCAUUUAUCGAGUGCUACUAUGUGAGGAGGCAGAACGUGAGCAGUAAUGGCCUGGAGCCAACGUGGAUGCCCUACAGUUCCUCCAUAGGGGAAACAACAGGGCGUAUACACUUUUCGCUCUCACUGAUGACUGAGGACUGGGAGUCUGACAGGCCUUCACAUCAGUACUACUUGGGAAAUGCUAUAAAUAUUGAGGCAUCCAUCAAGUACAUCCACAUACCCCUCCGGGUCUUUGUGGAUCACUGUGUUGCCACCCCAGUACCUGAUGCAAAUGCUGAACCAAGUUACCACUUCAUACAAAACUUGGGGUGCUUUGUCGAUGCCAAAUUAACUGGAUCCAGCUCGCAGUUCUUACCUCGAUCCAGAGACAACAAGCUACGUAUUCGACUGGAGGCUUUCCGGUUCCACGAACAGCACGGGGACACGAUCUACAUAACAUGCCACAUGAGGGCACAGCCACUGUCUUCCACUUCAGUCUACAAGGCUUGCUCAUUCAUAGAUGGGUGGAGGUCUGCAGAUGGAAAUGAUGAGGUGUGCAGCUGUUGUGAGACCAGCUGCCAGAAUGUGCGGACAUCCAGAGACGUGUCCACAGCUGAUCCAGAGUUUGAAGGAGACCUAAUGCUCGGGCCCAUCAAGAUCAAGAAUUACAUGAUGCAGCUCAGCCUAAAUAAAAGUGUUUAGUGGA